Molecule: messenger RNA, 1533 nt
Organism: Hemicordylus capensis (graceful crag lizard)
Lineage: Eukaryota; Metazoa; Chordata; Lepidosauria; Squamata; Cordylidae
Gene: TINAG
Product: tubulointerstitial nephritis antigen
Exons: 11
Coding region: 1-1437 (478 amino acids)
Biological process (GO): proteolysis
Cellular component (GO): lysosome
Molecular function (GO): cysteine-type peptidase activity
Source: RefSeq, a predicted model, not a curated record
AUGUGGAUCAAACCCCUAAUUUUGGCUUUCUAUUCCUUUGCACUUGUGGUUUGCACAGAGGAACAAUUUGCCUCCCGAAGGAAUUUGCUGUCGGAAGCCUAUUCUGCUGAAGAUGGCAAUAAUUCUGGAAGAAAUAGAUCCAAAAGGACACUAUCCGGGAGAAGUUAUUGCAGGCUAAAAGGCUGCUGCCCAGGCAGAGAUGAUGGCUGUGCCUUAGAAUACUAUGCCAGAAAUGCCACAUGUUACUGUGAUGACUUCUGUACUUCGGGUCCUCCUGACGCUGUGGACUGCUGUCCUGAUUUCUGGACUGCGUGCCAUGGCCGUGCUAGUGGGCAGCACCCAAAUCCAGAGCUUAUAAGAACCGUUCAGUUACAGCAAGUGGGUUGUUUCAAAGGUGGUCAGCAUUAUGGAGAAGGAACAAUGCUUAAAGACAACUGCAACUCAUGCAAAUGUGUAAACAGUAAUUGGAAAUGCUCUGAUGAAACAUGCCUUGUGCAACCCAGUUUAAUUAAGAAAAUCAACAAUGGGAACUAUGGGUGGAAAGCUAGCAACUACAGCCAGUUCUGGGGAAUGAGCCUGAAGGGAGGUUUCCAUUAUCGUCUUGGCACACUUCCCCCAUCCGCCGCUCUGCUGGCCAUGAGACCAGUCACAGGAAGCUUGGUAGCUGAAACAGACUUCCCUGAAUUUUUUGUGGCCUGGUAUGAAUGGCCUGGGUGGAUUCAUGAUCCUCUGGACCAAAGAAACUGUGCUGCAUCCUGGGCUUUUUCAACUGCAAGUGUUGCUGCAGAUAGACUAGCAAUCCAUUCCAAAGGCCAUUUCACAGACAACCUUUCCCCUCAACAUUUGAUCUCUUGUGACACCAGGAACCAACAUGGAUGUAAAGGAGGAAGCAUACAUGGUGCUUGGUCUUACCUCAAAAAACAUGGGCUGGUUUCUCAUGUUUGCUAUCCAUUAUUCUGGCAUCAGCCACCCACAAAUGGUUGUGCAUUUUCCAGUGAAAUUGGUGCAGAUGGGAAAAGGCAUGCCACACGUCCAUGUCCAAAUAACAUUGAGCCAUCCAACCAUAUUUAUCAGUGUGGUUCUCCCUACAGAAUCUCUUCACAGGAGACUGAUAUAAUGAAAGAAAUUAAGGAAAAUGGGCCAGUGCAAGCUGUCAUGCAAGUCUAUGAUGAUUUCUUCCUUUACAAGAGUGGGAUUUAUAAGCACAGCCAGAAUGCAGAAGGCCAGCUACCACACAGUCAUCAGAAGAAAACUCACUCUGUUAAAAUUGUUGGGUGGGGUGCACUGCAAGAUGAAGAAGGACGAAGGCAAAAAUUCUGGGUUGCUGCAAAUUCUUGGGGAAGAACCUGGGGAGAAAAUGGCUAUUUCAGGAUUUUACGUGGACAAAAUGAAUGUGAUAUUGAGAAGCUGGUUAUAGCUGUCAAGUGUCACCUUUAGGCAGUUUUCAUAUUGAUUUCAUUUCAGGAAUAAAAUUUUGUCAUUUUAUUCUGUUCCAUAUGCAAUCCUUCUGUAUAAAUGGGAUAUAAUCUAGUG